UGUGGAGCCAUCAUGACCGCGUUUGCUGUAAAAUUAGAAACUCCGCCAUUUUCCAACAUGGCUGAGUUGGCAGCCAGAGAAGACUACAAGAUCGGCUAUGAUUCAUCAAGCAUUACUGAAAACAUUCUUCAGAAUUCAAAGAAAUCAGAUGUCAGGACAAUCAAAAGAAGAGUUCAUGAGUUAUCUACAAGAGACCCGGAUGUACACAGCACAAACGGCACCAAGCAUCUGCAGAGAGUCUGGGAGGGAAAAUAUGCUUAUAUGACAGAUUUAUUACUUACAGGCUUAAACAAUGCAAGCUGCAAACUUAAAGCCAUUAACACGAAAAGUGGAAGGGCUUUCAUCGCUUUUCAUGUUCCAAGGUGGUCACCUUUCAAACAGGAUUUCCUGAACAGCAUGUCCUAUCUCAGCGAUAGUGGUUUGCUGCAUCGAGCCUUUCAAGAAUGGUUCCCACCCACUUCAGAUGAUGGAUGUUCUAAAGACGACUUCCCUAAAGCUGUGUCUCUGGCAAAGAUCCAGAGUAUCUUCUUGGCCGUUGGAGGCGGGGUGGUCUGCGGCUUUAUGAUCCUGGCGGCAGAGACUGUUUGGUAUAAGAUACAACAGAAACUGUCUAAAGAAUAAGUGAGUUCUCCUGCAGUAGUCGACUAUUUAAGGUUUGUUUGGUGUUCUUUAACGCUGACUCAGCAAUACAUGACGGCGGUCUGUAGAUAAUAGAAUAUUCAGACAAUCCAGUCAU
Messenger RNA from Haliotis rubra (blacklip abalone), 736 nucleotides. RefSeq lists its product as uncharacterized. The coding region runs from base 13 to 621 and encodes 202 amino acids. The record is from RefSeq and is a predicted model, not a curated record. Lineage: Eukaryota; Metazoa; Mollusca; Gastropoda; Lepetellida; Haliotidae. The transcript is spliced from 3 exons.